AUGAAUGUUGCCGGUACAGCGGACGCAUUCGCAAAGUACUCACGACCGACGAUACGGAAGUACGAAACCAUCGGCUGGAAGAUCGAGAUCUUGAGUCUGUGGAUGGGAUGCUCGCAAGCGGCCGGCCGAUAUGGGCGCCACCGUUCUUCAUUGGGAAAUCUCAUUUCAAAUUUCGACCGCGACCGCCGACGCCACCAGCGGCCUUCACCGGAGAAGAAGCAGAAGCAGGGAAUCCUCCAAUCAGAUUUCAGCGAAGAACAGGUUGGCCACCAGCGGUCUCCACCUGCGAAGAAGCAGAAACAGAUGAGUGGUGAAACAAAUAUCAAUGGGGCUCUAUCAAAUGACUUGUUGUCCGACAUUUUUGACCGUCUCCCGGCCCACGAUAUAUACAAGGCAAGGCUUGUUUGCCGCUGGUGGUGCCAUGUGACCCAUAGCCACAACACUUACGCCCUUCUCUUAAAAGAAUACCGGUCUGUGUUCUCGAUGGGCACCCGAGACGGCCAGGUCGAGAUAACUAAGUUGAGGCAACAAAACACGAGCGUGGCUGUGACCGAUUGUUCGGAACUCUGUUUAGCGUUUGCAGAAGGAGGGAAAUGUACUGAGCUCAUCCUCUCACAUCACUCGUCAGGGGUAAUUCUUAAUCUCCCUUCACUCGUCACUCGUUCAGCGACACCUAUGUAUUCAUGGGGAGUAUCAUGUGCUCGGGACUCCAUGGAUUUGAAAGUGGUGGUCUACAUUCCUUCCGAUCCAUAUACAGGUGUAAUGGUGGACGAGUUUCACAUGUUAACGAUUGGAGAAGGAGAAGAUGAUGAUGAGUCGUGGAGAGUCGUGCAGGCCGAGCCUAGGGUUUUUAAGGAUAAACCCGUUUUGAUUACUGAUGGGUUUAUGCAUUGGGUCUUGCAUGACGACAGAUUAUUGACUAUUAAUUUGGAGACAGAGGAAUUCACGGAGAGCCCUGGGCCCGGUUACUCUAUUGGCCUGAGUGGGGAAGUUAAGAAUACUUACUUGUCGACUGGAAAGUAUUUAUCUUUAUUGCGUGAGUGUGGGGAGCUUUAUUGGGAGGUUUGGGAGAUGGAUCCUCGCACGUUUGCAUGGAGAAUGGCGGGGUUUUUUUCAUUGAAGGAACACAGGAGCCGAUUUAAAUCUUGGAACCAAUUUAUACCUUUAAGGUUGGCUAUAAUUCCAGUUGGGUGGGUCAAGUAUUUGGAGGUGUUGGUACUUUGUGCCGAUUUGGUUGAGAAUACAAUUUUGAUCUACAACCUCGUCAAGGAGGAAAUGAAGAAAAUGGAGCUAACUUGCAGGUAUUUAUCUUUAUUGCGUGAGUGUGGGGAGCUUUAUUGGGAAGUUUGGGAGAUGGAUCCUCGCACGUUUGCAUGGAGAAUGGCGGGGAAUUUUUCAUUGAAGGAACACAGGAGCCGAUUUAAAUCUUGGAACCAAUUUAUAUCUUUAAGGUUGGCUAUAAUUCCAGUUGGGUGGGUUAAGUAUUUGGAGGUGUUGGUACUUUGUGCCGAUUUGGUUGAGAAUACGAUUUUGAUCUACAACCUCGUCAAGGAGGAAAUGAAGAAAAUGGAGCUAACUUGCAGGGUUGGCUAUUACAGUAUACACCCUUAUAAAGUCUAG
This is a messenger RNA of Striga hermonthica, 1620 nucleotides long. Lineage: Eukaryota; Viridiplantae; Streptophyta; Magnoliopsida; Lamiales; Orobanchaceae. The record is from the annotation of a GenBank genome assembly.